UAGUCACAUCGGUGCCAAAUACAGAGGCCAUGUUCUUGUCCAACCGAGGGACAGUGGGAGGAUUCUUCCUGGCUGGACAUAAAAUGGUGUGGUGGCCGAUUGGUGCUUCUCUGUUUGCCAGUAACAUUGGCAGUGGGCACUUUGUGGGCUUGGCAGGCACAGGAGCGGCUGCAGGAAUCGCCAUUGCAGGAUUUGAGUGGAACGCUCUGAUAAUUGUAUUUGCUCUUGGCUGGUUGUUUGUACCCAUCUACAUCAGGGCUGGGGUGGUGACGAUGCCAGAGUAUCUCAAGAAGCGCUUUGGUGGCCGACGGAUUCAGAUGUAUCUGUCAGUCCUUUCUCUGCUCCUCUAUAUUUUCACCAAGAUCUCAGCAGAUAUGUUCUCUGGAGCUAUAUUUAUCCAAAUGGCCAUGGGGCUAAAUCUUUAUUUGGCAAUAAUCAUACUGCUGGCUGUUACUGGUCUUUAUACUAUCACAGGUGGCCUUGCUGCUGUGAUUUACACAGACACUUUACAGACCAUCAUCAUGCUUGUGGGAUCCUUUAUUCUCACAGGAUUUGCAUUUGCCAAAGUAGGAGGAUAUAAGGCCUUUAUGGAGAAAUAUAUGAAUGCAAUUCCAGGAAACACCUCAUAUGGAAACAUUACCAUUGACCCAAAAUGCUACACCCCUCGGGCAGAUUCUUUCCACAUCUUCCGAGAUGCGAUCACUGGAGACCUGCCAUGGCCGGGGCUUACCUUUGGCUUGAGCAUCCUUGCUUUGUGGUACUGGUGCACAGAUCAGGUUAUUGUUCAACGAUGCCUCUCAGGCAAGAACAUGUCCCAUGUGAAGGCCGGCUGCAUCAUGUGUGGGUACCUGAAGCUGCUGCCCAUGUUUGUGAUGGUGAUGCCUGGAAUGAUCAGUCGAAUUCUGUACACGGAUAUGGUGGCUUGUGUUGUGCCCUCGGAAUGUGAGAAAUACUGUGGCACCAAAGUUGGCUGUUCAAAUGUUGCUUAUCCAAAAAUGGUGGUGGACCUUAUGCCGAAUGGUCUGCGAGGUCUGAUGUUGUCAGUCAUGUUGGCCUCUCUCAUGAGCUCCCUGACUUCCAUUUUUAAUAGUGCUAGCACUCUGUUCACCAUGGACAUCUACACCAAAAUACGAUCCCAGGCAUCUGAGAGAGAGCUCAUGCUGGCUGGGAGGUUAUUUAUCUUAGCUUUAAUUGGUAUCAGCAUUGCUUGGAUUCCUGUGGUGCAGUCAGCUCAGAGUGGGCAGCUCUUUGAUUAUAUACAGUCUAUCACCAGCUACCUGGGGCCACCCAUUGCUGCUGUCUUCCUGCUUGCUAUCUUCUGUAAGAGGGUCAAUGAGGAGGGUGCUUUCUGGGGCUUGUUCAUUGGGCUUGUAGUUGGGCUGAGUCGAAUGACUGCAGAGUUUGCGUAUGGUCCUGGAAGCUGUGUAAACCCCAGCAACUGUCCAAAGAUAAUUUGUGGAGUUCAUUACCUUUACUUUGCUAUAAUCCUUUUUGGGAUCUCCACCAUCGUCAUCCUGGGUAUCUCACUGAUAACUAAACCCAUUCCUGAUGUACAUCUCUAUGGCUUGUGCUGGACUCUGCGGAACAGUGAAGAGAAGCGUAUUGACCUGGAUGCAGAUGAGAGGAUUGAGGGACUUGAGAGUAAAGAUGAUGAAUCAGAGGAAGGCGAUGAAGGACAAGGGUUCUUGAAGAAGGCCUACAACUGGUUCUGUGGCUUCGAUCAGAAAAAAGGGCCGAAACUGAGCAAAGAGGAGCAGGAGGCAAUGGAGAAGAAAAUGACUGACACUUCCGAGGUGCCAUUCUGGAGAAAUGUUGUGAACAUCAAUGGGGUCAUUCUGUUGGCUGUGGCUGUAUUCUGUCAUGCCUUCUUUGCAUAAAUCCAACCUUACGCCCCAGCGUUUUUAUGAAGGUCUAACUCAAGUUCAUUUUUCUUGUGAAUUUGCACUGUAUUAUUCAAAAGAUAAAUAACACUACACUAGAUCCACGUAUCAGUCUAGUAAGCUGAGAUUUAAUUCAUUACAUUGAUUUAUUCAUUGUUAUUUUUAGAAGUUGGUGAAACUAGUUUGAUUUCUAUGCCCCUUUUUCCUUACUUUCCCUACAGUGAUCCCGUUUUUUUUUUAAGUUCAGCUAAAUGGAGGACUGUGCUAUAGAUUCAGGAUGAAUGAAUCCUUUCAAAAUAUAGGCUGCCUUACGUAAGUUCCCUAUCCAUGACAUUUUAUUGAUGUAUUCCUUUGAUACUAUAGCUAUUUUUUUCAGUAGAAUUUUUCUGUCUCUACUCUCUGUUCCAUAUGUUAUGCUAUUUUGCAGUGGACUUCUUCCUCUCUAGUCUUUAUUCACUCUUUCUCCUAAGUGGAAUAUGAACCCCGGUAGCUUCUGAGUUUAACUCUUGUAUUUGUGCUGUUUGAGUCAGUUUGAAAAUAGGCAAAACAAGUCUGGCCAGUCCUAAUAAGAGUUGUGUUUAUUGCCUGACCUUUAGCUUUAAAAGUUUGUACACACAGCAUUUAGUUUUAAUAUGAAUUUAUCCUUGAAUAUGAAAGCUCUAUUUAUAAAAAUAUAUUCUUGUUGAUUUUUAUUCCUCAGCAUGAUAUGUCAAAGUUAGCAUCCAUUUACAUUGCCUGUAGACCUCCAUUUUAUAAGAAGGCCGUAGUGUACUCUUAAUUCCCCUUCUCAGUUAGUGGAUUUACCACCUGGUAAUUCUUUAUCAUGGGUGAACAUUGGCCUUGUGUCUUGCUUCCAAGUACACAAAGACAUUACAGUAUUUUUCCUGCCAAAUUACAAAUCUUCCUUCCCUGACAAUUUCUCUACAAAAUUUCAUUUAUGCCAUGAGUAAGACUGUUACACUGUAGUUUCCCCAAGGAGAACAGUCUCUGCUCUGACACCAUCUAAACCAUUCCAAUUCUCUUCACCUUAUUUGGAAGUGUGAGACAGUGAUGAGGCAAUGACCUUGGUUUGGGUCUCAGAGACCAAUAUGGCGAGAUGAUGUGUGAUACUGCAAGACCAGGAUGAAAAGUGAAAAUAGAACAUCUUACGGUCUAAUUCAUCUCCCUCAGAAGGCGUGGAUACAGAGAAGGCACUGGGGAAAUUCCCAGUUGGCACAGCUAAUCUGUAUCACAAUGCUUUGUUGCCUUAUGUACUACAGCUUCCUACACAGUGAGGUGUAACAUGCAUCUCAUCUACCUGCAGUAUUGUACAGCGUUGUGAACUGUGCUGCAACAUGUAACAGGCAAGCCAGUGUGGUCUUUUGUAAAUCCCUUUAACUUUCAUCACACUGUGCUGUUGUCUCACAGUCUGUUGCUGCUUCAGAGGAGUGCAUAACAGAAUGUACUGUCCUCUUGCAGCUGCAAUAUGAUCUUCAGGAUAAUUCUGUCUCCCUGCAGUGUCCUGAUAUGUGCUGCAUAGUGCCAAAUCAAAUAGUACAAUCUAAAUCCUAAUGCAAACUGGCUUCUUUUAAUGAAUACAGCAGCAGAGAGCAUCUUAAGUCAUUACUCUGUUGUGCUGUGGAAUUCAUUAUAUUUCACUAACUGUGAGGGUUUGUAUGUAUUCAAAUUUUUCUGAUGUGUCUGUGGUCCACAAAG
This is a messenger RNA of Chelonoidis abingdonii (Abingdon island giant tortoise), 3575 nucleotides long. Its product is annotated as sodium/glucose cotransporter 1-like. The record is from RefSeq and is a predicted model, not a curated record. Gene Ontology annotation, biological process: transmembrane transport; sodium ion transport. Gene Ontology annotation, molecular function: D-glucose:sodium symporter activity. Gene Ontology annotation, cellular component: plasma membrane. Lineage: Eukaryota; Metazoa; Chordata; Testudines; Testudinidae.